AUGCGUAUUCUUCCAAUAGUUAAUAAGGCCCGGAAGCCGAAAUUCGAGCUUCACCUUACUAUCUACGACUUAAAUAAUGUACCAUUGGUUGCCGGCACCUCUACGAUAAAAUGGUACCUUCCGAGCUCGAUACAUGGCGAGCAUCGCGGCCGUACGGCCAAGUGUUCCAUCGACAAGAUCAAUCAUCGCGUUGUCUAUAAUUAUUCUAAGAUCAUACCCUUGCGCAUCUCAAUCGAUCGCAAUAACAAUCUUUCCGAAUGCCCUAUCGAAUUCGAGGUGUUGCAGGAGUUUCCCAUGGUCCCCGGCGGUCGCGACGAGAAGAUUCCCCUCGGCGUUGUUAAGUUGAACCUAAGCGAAUAUGUCGAAGAAAGCGAAAACUUUCCUCGCCGGAGUAUAGGCGCGCGGGCCAGCGCAAGUCUGGAUCAUGCACGAGAGAAGAUCGGACAAGGCAUGUCGCACCGACGACAAAGCAGUAGCAAAUCGGGCAGUAUCACAGGAGGGACCAGUCCACUAAGCACAACAGCGCCGCCACUACCACACCCAGAGGAAAAUGACGUGGUAGACGAUGAGGCCGAAGAGGGCAUUGUCCGGCGAUACUUGAUGCAGGAAAGCAAGAUUAACAGCACACUUAAGAUUGGCAUCUUAAUGGUUCAGAUUGACGGUGAGCGUAACUACGUCGCGCCUCCCCUCAAGACGGCUCCUAUGUUCGGCGGUAUAGCCGGCAUCAUGACGGGUAGCGAGCAGGUCCCGGUCGAGGCACCCGAAGACGGGUCUACACCCCCCAGCACUAAAACUAACUCCGGCUCCCUCGGCAAGUCCCGAGAUGCCUCGGAGCUGCAGGACAUGUAUCGCCGCGCGCUAGCAGCAAGUUGGACUUGUCAACCCGGCGAGCUACCAGCUGACGAGUGCAUCGAGGACAUCUUCUCGGGUGGCGAUGGGUGGAGCGAUACUACGCGCCCCGGCUCUAAGCCCCCUACCCGCCGCAACCGCCUCUCGCAUUCUGGAUCCGUCGCCAGCAGCACCAGUAACAAUAGCGGCAACGUAAGUGACGACGAAGGCGUUGGUGGUAACACGUUACGGCCCGCCGAUAUCCGCCACAUGCGCCACCACCAUCUGCGCACUCGCAGCGGCGACAGCGAUCGCAGUUCUCCCACGCUAACGGGCGGGUUGCGCAGUAGUAGUACUAAUGGCCGCCAGGAAGGUGGGAGCGGACGACAUCCUCGGUACCGGGGACCCGGGAAGUCACUUAAAGAAGACGGCGGCGUAGACGGAGCAUCAGAUGGCGCACGCAGCCGCAGCGGGAGCUUAACAAGUCUAGCGCCAACACUAGGCAGUGACCGUGGGCGCGAGGGGUUCAGACGGCCGAAAGAAGUAGACGAGUACGAGGAGCGCGAGGACCUAGUCGCUUGGACGUUACCCGAGACCGUAGUAUAA
This is a messenger RNA of Daldinia decipiens, 1434 nucleotides long. RefSeq names its product N-terminal C2 in EEIG1 and EHBP1 proteins-domain-containing protein. NCBI's taxonomy places the organism in Eukaryota, Fungi, Ascomycota, Sordariomycetes, Xylariales, Hypoxylaceae. The transcript has 2 exons. The record is from RefSeq and is a predicted model, not a curated record. The coding region runs from base 1 to 1434 and encodes 477 amino acids.